AUGCCCUCUUUGGCCUGCCGUUGCAAGGCUGGCAAGUGCAACUACUUUGGGCAAUGUGUGGAUUCUCACCAGCCCAGUCUGUUCCAAAUCAACCCAGCCAAUCAUUCCCUCGGUCACAAUCAUAGUGGCGGAAAGCAAGAUUGGAGCUUCAACGACAUCAUCAACUGGUUCAAGCGCAUUUUCGGUGGAUCCACCGAAAGGUGCAAAGGCAUCGUGGACAGCGGGACAUCUUCGCAAACGUUGGUCCUCCCAAAGGAUGUGUUCGACAAUGUUUUGAAUGCUUUAAACAAGGUAGCUUCAGCUUGGCAAAUUCGAGGCUCAUGCCUAUCACAGUCUGAGGUGGAUCUAUUUCCAGAUUUGAUCAUCCGCUUGGAUUCUGCUAACUCUGACCAGCCGUUCUUUGACCUGCGAAUUCCGCCUAGUACAUACUUUCAGUUAGAUCCUGGUGCUACAUGCAGAACUCUUUACAUAAGAUCCUCUGGAACCCUCAACGGAGGUUUGGGGAAUAUCCCUGAUUACAUUCUUGGCCAGCCACUGCUGGAGGCGUACUACACAGUGUUCGACAAGGAGAAGCGAAGGAUAAGCUUUGCACCAUUGAAAGGUUGCUGA
Molecule: messenger RNA, 609 nt
Organism: Durusdinium trenchii
Lineage: Eukaryota; Dinophyceae; Suessiales; Symbiodiniaceae
Source: the annotation of a GenBank genome assembly